AUGGCAGCGCUCCGCGACGCCGCGCGGGUCGGGGACCAGCCCGGCCGCGGUGGGGAGCCCCGAGUCCCCGCGGUGGGCCCGGACAGUCCCGCUGGUGGCACCGGCCCCGCACGGUCGCGGGACUCCGGCCGCCGCUGGGGAGACCUGGUGCUGCGGCCGCUCGGGCGCUCCCGGAAACUUUCCUCGGCGCUGUGCGCGGGCUCCCUGUCCUUUCUGCUGGCCCUGCUGGUGAGGCUGGCGCGCGGAGAGAUCAGCCGCGAGCCGGCGCGCAGGGAGGCGGCGGAGGAAGCGGCCCCGGGCGCAGAAGGGGGCGUCGUCCCGGGGCUGCGGGGAGGUGCUCCUGGGGGCGGCGCGCCGCUCAGCCCCUGGCUGCAGCCCUCGGCGCUGCUCUUCAGUCUCGUGUGUGCCUUCUUCUGGAUGGGCUUGUGCCUCCUGCGCGCCGGGGUGCGCCUGCCUCUGGCCGUCGCCCUGCUGGCCGCCUGCUGCGGGGGGGAAGCGCUCGUCCAGAUUGGGCUGGGCGUCGGGGAGGAUCACUUACUGUCGCUGCCGGCCGCGGGGGUGGUGCUCAGCUGCUUGGCCGCCGCGACAUGGCUGGUGCUGAGGCUGAGGCUGGGCGUCCUCAUGAUCGCCUGGACUAGCGCGGUCAGGACCGUGUCCCUCAUUUCCUUAGAGAGGUUCAAGGUCGCCUGGAGACCUUACCUGGCAUACUUGGCCGGCGUGCUGGGGCUGCUCCUGGCCAGGUACGUGGAGCAAAUCUUGCCGCAGUCCGCGGGGGCGGCUCCGAGGGAGCAUUUCGGGUCCCAGCUCAUUGCUGGGACCAGGGAAGAUACCCCAGUGUUUAAGAGGAGGAGACGGUCCAGCUCCGUGGUGUCCGCGGAGAUGUCCGGCUGCAGCAGCAAGUCGCAUCGUAGGACCUCCCUGCCCUGCAUACCGAGGGAACAGCUCAUGGGGCAUUCAGAAUGGGACCACAAACGAGGGCCAAGAGGAUCACAGUCCUCAGGGACCAGUAUUACUGUGGAUAUUGCCGUGAUGGGGGAGGCUCACGGCCUCAUUACCGACCUCCUGGCAGACCCUUCACUGCCCCCCAACGUGUGCACGUCCUUGAGGGCAGUGAGCAACCUGCUCAGCACCCAGCUCACCUUCCAGGCGAUUCACAAGCCCCGCAUGAAUCCUGCUGUUUCCUUCAGUGACAAUUACACCUGUUCUGAUUCUGAGGAAAGCUCUGAAAAAGACAAGCUGGCUAUCCCCAAGCGCCUGAGGAGGAGUUUGCCUCCCGGUUUGUUGAGACGAGUUUCGUCGACUUGGACAACCACCACCUCAGCCACAGGCCUCCCCACUUUGGAGCCUGCGCCUGUACGGAGGGACCGAAGUGCUAGCAUCAAACUGCAGGAAGCAUCUCCAUCAAGUGCUGUUAGUCCCGAUUCUUGGAAUACCCCAGUGAUGAUGACCCUCACCAAAAGCAGAUCCUUCACUUCAACCUAUGCUGUUUCUGCAGCUAACCAUGUAAACUCAAAAAAGCCAAAUCGACCAGGUGCCCUAGCUAAAAUUUCACCUCUUUCAUCGCCCUGUUCCUCACCUCCCCAAGGGACUCCUGCCAGCAGCCCAGUCAGCAAAAUUUCUGCAGUGCGGUUUCCAGAAUCUGCCAACACAACUGCCAGACUGGGCCUGGGUUCUCACAGGGCAUUAACUUAUACUCAGAGUGCCCCCGACCUGUCUCCUCAGAUCCUCCCUCCACCUGUUAUAUGUAGCAGCUGUGGCAGACCGUAUCCCCAAGGGAAUCCUGCAGACGGGCCCCUGGAGGGGAGCAGUGGAGCCAUUCGGACACCAAGCAGAACAGAUGACACUACUCAAGUUACCUCUGAUUAUGAAACCAACAACAACAGUGACAGCAGUGAUAUUGUACAGAAUGAAGACGAGACUGAGUGCCUGAGAGAGCCUAGGAGGAAAGCUUCUGCUUGUGCUCCCUACGCGCCUGAGGCCAUGAUAUUCCUGGACAAGCCAAUUCUUGCUCCUGAACCUCUUGUCAUGGAUAACUUGGACUCAAUUAUGGAGCAGCUAAAUACUUGGAAUUUUCCAAUUUUCGAUUUGGUGGAAAAAAUAGGAAGAAAAUGUGGCCGUAUUCUUAGUCAGGUAUCAUACAGACUUUUUGAAGACAUGGGCCUUUUUGAAGCUUUCAAAAUUCCAGUUAGGGAAUUUAUGAAUUAUUUUCAUGCUUUGGAGAUUGGAUACAGGGAAAUUCCUUAUCAUAACAGAAUCCAUGCCACUGAUGUGUUACAUGCUGUGUGGUACCUUACUACCCAGCCAAUUCCAGGCCACUCCACUGUAAUUAAUGAUCCCGGGUCAGCAAGUGAUUCAGAUUCUGACAGUGGAUUUACUCAUGGACAUAUGGGAUAUGUCUUCUCAAAAAUGUAUAACGUGCCUGAUGAUAAAUAUGGAUGUCUGUCUGGGAAUAUCCCUGCCUUAGAGUUAAUGGCAUUGUAUGUGGCUGCAGCCAUGCAUGAUUAUGAUCACCCAGGAAGGACAAACGCUUUCCUGGUUGCAACUAGUGCUCCUCAGGCGGUGCUCUAUAACGAUCGUUCCGUUUUGGAGAAUCAUCACGCAGCUGCUGCAUGGAAUCUUUUCAUGUCCCGGCCAGAGUACAACUUCUUAGUUAACCUUGACCAUGUGGAAUUUAAGCAUUUUCGUUUUCUUGUCAUUGAAGCAAUUCUGGCCACUGACCUGAAGAAACACUUUGAUUUUGUAGCCAAAUUUAAUGCCAAGGUGAAUGAUGAUGUUGGAAUAGAUUGGACCAAUGAAAAUGAUCGCCUCCUGGUUUGCCAAAUGUGUAUAAAGUUGGCUGAUAUCAAUGGGCCAGCUAAAUGCAAAGAGCUCCAUCUUCAGUGGACAGAGGGUAUUGUCAAUGAAUUUUAUGAACAGGGUGAUGAAGAGGCCAGCCUUGGGUUACCAAUAAGCCCCUUCAUGGACCGUUCUGCUCCUCAGUUGGCCAAUCUUCAGGAAUCCUUCAUCUCUCACAUUGUGGGUCCUCUGUGCAACUCCUAUGAUUCAGCAGGACUAAUGCCAGGGAAAUGGGUGGAAGAUAGUGAUGAGUCAGGAGAUACUGAUGACCCAGAAGAAGAAGAGGAGGAGGAAGCACCAAACGAAGAGGAAACCUGUGAAAAUAAUGAAUCUCCAAGAAAGAAAACUUUCAAAAGGAGGAAGAUCUACUGCCAAAUAACUCAGCACCUCCUGCAGAACCACAAGAUGUGGAAGAGAGUCAUUGAAGAGGAGCAGCGGUUGGCGGGCAUAGAGAACCCGUCCCUGGACCCGUCCGCCCAGCCGCCUCCCUCAGAACAGAUCCAGGCCAUCAGGGAAGAAGAGGAAGAGAAAGGGAAGCCCAGAGGAGAGGAGAUCCCGGCUCCGGAGCAAAACCAGUGACAGUGGAUACAAUGAGCUGUGUUUCCCAGCAGAGUGACUUGUCACAGACUCUUUUCAAGCCAGCACAACACUUAGACACAACACUGUAGAAAUACGAGAAGAUGGGCAAACAGCUAUUGCAUUUUGGGAUUCUUCGCGUUUUAUGGGUUUAUUUUUACAGUGAGGUACAUUGUUAAAAACUCUUGCUCAGAGAAGCUUUCACAUUUGCAACACCAGCUUCUAAGGAUUUUUUUUAAGGAAGACAUAUAUAUGUGUGUGUGUAUAUAAGCUCGCACGUAGAUACAUGUAAAACAUAUUCACACACAUACACGCACACGCACAUGCACACUGAAAGCCAGGCUUCCUGGCACCACCAUUUAGUAACAUUCAUGUUAAGAUAUAUAGUGCUCACUGUGAUAUAAUAAGUUAUAAAGGAAAAAAAUAAAGGAAAACAAAUCACAAAGGAAAUGGUGCGGCUUAGCAGGGAAACAGUGCAGGGAAUGUCAGUUCCCAACUAAGGAGCUUUGGCUCUUAGUAAUGACGGAUGAAAGUUCCAGAGCAUUAUUUGAGUUCUUACACAUCCUGCCAACACCGUGUGUGUGUGUGUGUGUGUGUGUGUGAGUGUGAGAGAGAGAGAGAGAGGAGUGAAAGUGUGCCUGUGUGUGUGUAUGUGUGUAUGUACCAGAGAUUCUUUUGGUUUUAGUAGCUCGUAGAGUAGCUGCAGCAAAUGACUCUGCGCAUCUGAACAAAGAGAAGGUGGUUCACUCUGGAGUGUCUUUGAGAGACAGUCGUGCCAAAUGCCUUCCUCCAUGUAGCUCCAGUACAACUCCUCCCCAGAGGGAGGGUAGUCACAGGCUGGCGAGCGGGCCACGUGACUGGUACUACUGCCCAGGCUCCGCUUGGAGGCACUCCAUUGCCAGCCUUAAACCUGGAAGACAGGCAUUUUCCAAUCUCCUUGCCUAAUGAAUGUAUAGGAGCUGUUUGUGAGUAGGUCACUCACGGAAGAUCGAAUCACCUUUGUAAGGGGAUGGCCUUCUUUAUACGUAAACACUUAAGAAGGAGCUGGAGACAGAUCUUUUCAUGAGGUUAGCAUUCUAAAACAUUGCCAGAGAAGACCUGGGGAAUUGCUCUAAUACAAUCGAUCUCCCGGGGUCUUAAUGUGCUGCAAAAUGUGUGAUAGAAGAGGAAGGAAGAAAAGCAAGAACAAAAGCAAAAGAAGAGCCUGCUAUGGGAGGAUAUAUAGUGAGAGGCGAAGGGGGGGAAUUUCAACUUGGGGUUUGGUGUGUGUGGACAGAGUGAGAGACCGAUUCUUGGCAAUUGAAGAUUGGCUUUGGGUGGCCAAGUUUCCACUGAGGGCCUGUUGUGGUGGUCCACGUGCUGUGGGAUGGGGUGGCUUCGAUCUGCAGUCUGGCCCCUUGUCAUGUUCCUUUGGGCAGGGAAGAUUAUGGAAGGAUUUGGGGGGACUGGGCCUAUUAUUGGAAGUCUUUUUUUUUUUUUAAUUUGUUUAUCUACACUUGUUUAUGCUGUGAGCCAAACCUCUAUUUAAAAAGUUGAUACUCACUUUCAAUAUUUUAUUUCAUAUUAUUAUAUUUGUCAUGAAUAGUUAUCUUGAUGUAAAUAUAAAGAUUUGUUUCUGUAGAUAGUAAACUCUUUUUUUAAAAAAAAAAAGGAAAAGGGAAACGUUUUUAUAAAGUUAUAUUUUAAUCACCAUUUGUAUACAUUGUAUCUAUCUCUAAGCCCCGUAAGAGAAUGAUGAUUCAUUUGCACGGAGGUCUAUGGACAGCCACUUACCUGCCUAUCCUAAUUUAAAUGAUAACCUGAUAUAGUUACUUUGUGCCAAUUAAAUGAGGAUGCCACAAAAAAGUGUUUUUUUUUUUUUCACUAGGAACUUUUACUACCUGUUGGGAAAUUUUGGGGUCCAUGUCUCCCAAACGGAAGGACUUUCUUAACCAAUACCGAAUUUUUAUGAUUGGUGUCCAUUUCUUGUCAACACUUUUUGAUCAUAACUCCUUCAAUACUAUGUAUGGAACUGCUCACCAAUGAAACGAUCUUAGUUUCUAAAUAGACCUUGAUGGUGAUUUCUAACUUUUAUUUCCUCUGACAUAAUAGAAAAGAGUGUUUGCAUUUUAAAGAUUCCUUUGCUUCUCAUAAAUGAAUAUUCUUCCCUCCCAAAGCAAUGAUUGUACAUUAACCAUGGCAUUUUCCAAACAAGGCAAAGAUAAUUCAAUCAAAAACAAACACUGUUUCAAAGCAAGUUUCCCAUUAAGUAAGAAAAUAUGAAAAGACUCAAGUAGAUUGCAGACUCUACUUAAAUAAUGAGAAUAAUUUCCUGUUUUUUGACUUAACACUUGAGAUCUUCAUUAUUCAGGAUGUACUGAGUUGUGUUCCAUUUUCUUAGUGUUUCAACUACAUGUCUCAUGUUUGCAAAAAUUACUGUGAGUCAGAUGCAUUUACUUCCUCAGUUACUUUAACUGUUCUCCUGCCCUUACCCAAUAAGAGAGGAGGAAAAAAAAUUAUGCACAUAUACCUCUUGCAUUUAAUUCCUUAACAAAACGAAUCUUUUCCCUUUCUCCUAAUGGCAUACAUAUCUAAAACACUCAUUAAGUCAAGGAAAAAUGGGAGUGUGGAGCAAGUGCGAUGAUAGCCUAGCAGUUAAGAGUCUAGAAGCCUACGAGGGUAGCUUGGUCAAAGCUGGGAGGCCUCAAUUAGGGGCCAGCCUGGCUGUCAGAGUAGAGGUCUUAGCAAACUACCUAGUUUCAUUUAUUUUGUUUUAAAGUACAUGAAGUACUGGUGGCCAUAGCACUUAGAACCUCUUCAUUCCAGAAUUAUGUUCAUCAGUCCAGGCAGAUUGACCAUUUUUUCUUCAAAAAUAAAUUGCCAGUCUAUUAAAACUAAAAGUCCAUCAAAAUGGAAUGAAGAUCAAGUAUGAGGCUUUCAUACACAUUCAUUACAUCCCAAAGGAAGCCUAGGGGCAUAAAAAGACGGUUUCUGCCGAUGAUACUCUCCCCUGCCUUGGUGACAGCAAUAUUUCCAUGUUCACUUCCAACUCUGGAGCUUACUCCCUGUGGUGCCAGCAUAUUUGUGGCCAUUUACUACAUUUUUAUAUGAGCCUGUUUAUAGGUGCCAUUAGAUAAACUCAGGUCUUUCAAAUGAAGGAGUUUCUAGACCAUUUAGGAAAAAGAAUGGUUGUAUAGAUAGCCAUAAAACCAAUGGUGGGAAAAUUGGGAACUGGUGACCUUGAUGCUAAGGGUUGGUUUCUGUUAAGGAAAAGACCAGGUAUCCUGUGAGCAUCACUGGUGUCAUCUCCAGCAUGCUCAUAGAAUGUCUUUUCAGACAUUCUUGUCUUUUAGUCCAUCUAAGCCAACCUUUAUCCUUGGUGAAAACACCACUUUGGUUUUUUUUUCUAAGUGAUAAAAUUGUAUUUUUUUGUCUUUUGUAUAAGACUUGGUUUUGCUCUCAGUAGAAGAUGAAGACAGCUUUGGAUAGAUCUGUGUUGGUCUUCAUCUGACAAGUGAAGGAAUGUCCUCAUAUUUAAGAAAAUACUCAUUUUCUAAAAGCAGAAUACCCAAUUCUGUCUGUUCCAUUUUGAUGGAAUUCCGAACAAACCCUAACCAUGGCAAUCCCAGUAAAACUAAAGGAAAGGGAUUGUAGAACAUGCAGACUGUUCAUAUUAUAUGUAUGUAUUGUGAUUUCCUCAUGUCCUCUGCCUCUCUUGAUUUGCAAUUUCCCAGUAUCCCCUGUCACGUGCCCAGAGAACUUUCUUUGACGGUAAAAGCUGUGCAAAAGGCAUGAGACUCAGGCCUAUUCUUUGUUUAAAUGGUGGAAAAAUAUAAGUUAUUUUCUAAGUAAUAAAGAUAUGAAAAUUAUCAUUGUAAAUAAAGUCUAAAGUUUGAAAUGA
Neogale vison (American mink) is the source of this 7291-nucleotide messenger RNA. RefSeq names its product phosphodiesterase 3A (gene PDE3A). The record is from RefSeq and is a predicted model, not a curated record. Gene Ontology annotation, molecular function: 3',5'-cyclic-AMP phosphodiesterase activity. NCBI's taxonomy places the organism in Eukaryota, Metazoa, Chordata, Mammalia, Carnivora, Mustelidae. Gene Ontology annotation, biological process: oocyte maturation; positive regulation of oocyte development. The transcript is spliced from 16 exons. Gene Ontology annotation, cellular component: cytosol. The coding region runs from base 1 to 3414 and encodes 1137 amino acids.